Molecule: messenger RNA, 1118 nt
Organism: Laccaria bicolor S238N-H82
Lineage: Eukaryota; Fungi; Basidiomycota; Agaricomycetes; Agaricales; Hydnangiaceae
Exons: 11
Coding region: 137-697 (186 amino acids)
Source: RefSeq, a predicted model, not a curated record
CAGGCAUCCCAGCGACAAAUGUCUCUUUCCAAUGUUGAAUCCCAAGCCGCGGAGGAUAUAGAAAGACAAGAGAGACGACCACGCAGAGUUCGAGAACUCACCGGGCGUUUUCGCGUCCUCAUCAUUGGCCGUGCCAAUGCGGGGAAGACAACGAUACUCCAGCGAGUUUGCAAUACAACGGAACAGCCGAAAAUUUUCAAUCAGAAGGGUCAUAAGAUUGACUUGUCCAAGCUCAAUCCAACUGCAUAGAGGGGAGCAUGAUAUUGAGAAUGAAAUGAUAUUUGAAAGCAAUACAGCAUUUGUCUUUCAUGACUCACGUGGGUUUGAAGCAGGCAGAACAUCUGAGCUGGAUGAAGUCAAGGAGUUUCUGCAAAAACGUUCAACCAACAGACUGCUCAAGGACCAUCUGCAUGUGAUUUGGUACUGCAUCCCAAUUAAUGAUGAAGCCAGACCAUUUACAAGAGCAGAGUUAACUUUCUUUGAUGAGUGUGGGACUGGUAGAGUUCCUGUUAUUGUCCUGUUUACAAAAGCAGACAUGCUUGAUGCCCAAACCAUCAAACACCUGGUUGAUACUGGAAUGGAUGUUGAAGAUGCUGCAAAUAAAGCUCCAGAAGAGUCAGUUGCCAGGUUUGAAGAGAAAUUUGGCCAGCAACUCUUCAAGAGAAAGUAUCCUCCCAGGGAUCAUGUGUAUUUUUGAGACAUGCAAAAUCCUACAAGUGACUGCAGUGAACUGCUGAGGAAGACAGCAGCCACCUUUUCAGAUGAUACACUUUUACAGCUCUUUCUUACAGUACAGCAAAAUAGUGUGGCUCUGUCAAUUGAAUAUGCAAUUAUAAGAGUUGUCUUUCCAGAUUGGAAGUUAUUCAAAGAAAAGAGAGAGUGGAGGAAGAUGGUUGAGAAGAUACUGAAUUAUUUUCCACAUAUGGUAUGUGGACCUUACUUGACUGUACAGUGGUAGAACAAAAUAAUAUAUAUGAACAGGCGGUAAGCCAACAGUGUUGAACAGGAGUAAGUCAGGAUCUGGCUGGCCCUUCCUGCUUGUUGCUGAUAAGAGCAUGCUCUGGGUUUUGAACAGGAUGUUGUAGAAUUUUAGAAAAACAUUUAUGAAACUCUACUUC